AUGUGUCCACGCCAGUGCGCGGGCAGCUCAGGAUUGUGGCUUGGGCAGCAGGUGCUGUGUGGGGGACUCUUGUUGUUUCAGGUGCCGGUGACCUUCGAGGAGGUGGCUGUGUAUUUCACCCAGGGGCAGGGGGCUCUGCUGGACCCCGCUCAGAGAGCCCUCUACAGGGACGUCAUGCAGGAGAACUACGAGACGGUGACCUCGCUGGGAUUUCCCAUUCCCAAACCUGAGCUGAUCGCCCAGCUGGAACAAGGGGAAGAGCCGUGGGUGCCCGAUCUCCAGGCGUGCGAAGAAAGAGAGAGCCCAAGAGGGACUCGCACAGGUGAUAAGAGAGUGAGUGAGAAUGAAGAGGAGAAUCAUGAUGCAGAUGUUCCUGGUAAAGUGGAACCACAGGAGACCUUUAUGGGAAGAGCUGAAGGGAAUUUUUCCCAGUGCUGGGAACAGGGAGAAGCUUGUGGAAAUUGGCACAGGUCAGAGAAGCUUGUGGGAAACCACCCAGAGAAGAAAGCGGAUGAAUAUAUUAUCCGUGGGAGAGGAGACAAGGAUCCCAGAGCACAGCAGACAAAUCCAAAGCAAGAGACACCCUGGCACUGCCUGCAGUGUGGGAAAAGAUUCAUUCUGAGCUCACAGCUUGUAACACAUCAGACAAUCCAUACUGGAGAGAAACCCCUUCAAUGCUUGGAUCGUGGAGAAAGCUUUAGUAACUGCUUAGACCUUAAUAACCAUGGGAGACGCCACACAGAAGAGAAACCCGCUCAAUGCCUCGAGUGCAGGAAAUGUUUCAUUUGGAAGUCAGAAAUAAUUACACAUCAUAUAAGCCACACAGGAGAUAAGUGCAUGGACUGUGGAGAAAGUUUCAUACAGAGUUCAGACCUUGAUAAACAUCAGAGAAUCCACACAGGAGACAGACCUCACAAGUGCGUGUACUGUGGGAAAAGUUUCAGGUGGAGGUCAGCCCUUUUUAAACACCAGGCAAUCCACACAGGAGAGAGACCCCAUAAGUGCUUAGACUGUGGAAAAAGUUUCAUAUGGAAGUCAGACCUUGUUAAACAUCAGGCAUUCCACGCAGGAGUAAGAUCCCAUAAGUGUUUAGUCUGUGGGAAAAGUUUCAUACGGAGGUCAGACCUUGUUAAACAUCAGAGAAUCCACACAGGAGAGAGACCUCACAAAUGCAUGGACUGUGGGAAAAGUUUCAUACAGAGAUCAGACCUUGCUAAACAUCAGAGAAUCCACACAGGAGAGAGACCUUACAAGUGUGUGGACUGUGGAAAAAGUUUUAUACAGAAGUCAGCCCUUGUUAAACAUCAGAGAAUUCACACAGGAGAGAGACCCCAUAAGUGCUUGGACUGUGGGAAAACGUUCAGAAUCACAUCGGCCCUUGUUUUCCAUCAGAAAAUCCACACAGGAGAGAGACCCCAUAAGUGCUUAGACUGUGGAAAAAGUUUCAUAUGGAGGUCACACCUUAUUAAACAUCAGGCAUUCCACACAGGAGUCAGAUCCCAUAAGUGUUUAGUCUGUGGGAAAAGUUUCAAACAAAGGUCAGACCUUGUUAAACAUCAGCGAAUCCACACAGAAGAGAGACCUCACAAAUGUGUGGACUGUGGAAAAAGUUUCAAACAGAGGUCAGACCUUGCUAAACAUCAGAGAAUCCACACAGGAGAGAGACCUCACAAGUGUGUGGACUGUGGAAAAAGUUACAUACAGAAGUCAGACCUUGUUAAACAUCAGAAAAUCCACACGAGAGGGAGAUCCUAUACGUGUUUGGACUGUGGGGAAAGUUUCAGAAUCCCAUCAUCACUUGUUUUACAUCAGAGAAUCCACACAGGAGAAAGCCCCCAUAAGUGCUUAGAAUGUGGGAAAAAUUUUGUACGGCGGUCAGAUCUUAUUAAACAUCAGGUAAUCCACACAGGGGUAAGAUCCCAUAAGUGUUUAGUCUGUGGGAAAAGUUUCAUACGGAGGUCAGAUCUUGUUAAACAUCAGAGAAUCCACACAGGAGAGAGACCUCACAAAUGUGUGGACUGUGGGAAAAGUUUUAUAGAGAGGUCAGCCCUUGUUAAACAUCAGAGAAUC
Messenger RNA from Mauremys reevesii (Reeves's turtle), 2070 nucleotides. RefSeq names its product zinc finger protein 84-like. The annotation marks the transcript as partial. Gene Ontology annotation, molecular function: RNA polymerase II transcription regulatory region sequence-specific DNA binding; DNA-binding transcription factor activity, RNA polymerase II-specific. The transcript is spliced from 4 exons. Gene Ontology annotation, biological process: regulation of transcription by RNA polymerase II. The record is from RefSeq and is a predicted model, not a curated record. NCBI's taxonomy places the organism in Eukaryota, Metazoa, Chordata, Testudines, Geoemydidae. Gene Ontology annotation, cellular component: nucleus.